UUUCCUGGCCCCAAAGGGGCCCGCCAACAAGAGUCUGACCACAGGUUGGACAGCGGCUCUCCAUUUUGGAAAAUUGAAUUGGAUCAAGAUCUUCUCGAUACUAUUAGCGCUAUUUAUCCGGAGUGGUUCAAGGAUUAUACCAGUAGCAGAACCUCGACUUCUGGAUCGAAUGCCCUCCCGUCACUACCUUUGAACAACAACAAUAGCAGCGACAACAAUAAUAGCAACAACAACAGUAACGGAAAUAACAGUAAUAAUAUAAGUAAUAACCGUUGUAACGUUGGAAGCUGUGCGACUGCGGCCCCGGCAGACUCAACCAGUGAUCCUCAGCUCCAAUUGUAUGCAGCCACGCGUAAGCCCGUCAAAUCCGAAUCGAAAUUAAGAUCCAAACUCAAAAAGAUCGAGGGUAUCUUUAAAGGUCGAAAAGAUAAACACAAUAAUAAGGAGGAUAGAAGCCAACCUUCGCAGGACAUCGAGAAUUGUAAUAAAAAAUCAACAAAGAUUCAGUUGCCAAAGGAUAAGGCAGGUGUUGCUGUUUUCAAAAAGAUAGCGACAACUAUUUCCGAAUCGAAAAUGGCAGAGGGCAACCAAUCGCCUCCGAAAGCAGAGGUUGAUGACUCACCCCUUCAGCAAUCCAUGGAUCGCAACAAAGAAUCACUGAAGGUGAAGCUAAUGCUUAGGCGACCGUACAAUCAACUCGUCGCCCAAGGAAUCAUGCCUCCGCUGAAGACGCCUCCUGCAUUCCAUGAGCAGGCAAAACAAUUGGAACGUCGCAAAACCGGUGAUCUGCUGAAGGCGAAGAUUCAGCAACGGCCCGGUAGAGACGAGCUUGUGCGACAACACAUACUUGAAGAUGUUGGCCAUGUUGACCCAAGUCUUGCCAAUCGGCAACGGAUGCUUAAAAAAGCAAGACUUGCAGAUCAGUUGAAUGAUCAGCUUAGUCACAGGCCAGGACCUCUUGAACUUAUACAAAAAAAUAUUCUGCAUACAGAAGAACCUAUUGAAAGAGCUGUUAAAGAGGGUCAUAUUUCCUUCAAGGCAACAUGCGAAGGUCAACUGAGAAAACCUCAGCAUCCAGACCAUUAUAUAACCUUCGAAGACGACUCGCAGAGUUCCGAGGGAGGAGCACCCUCUCCACCUUUAGAGGGUUUAAGGCCCUCGUUAAAUUUAUCAACUUCGGCUACAACAUCAGUAGUACCGUCGGCAGCAAUAACGUCAGCUUCUGCAACAGCGACGACCGAUGUGUUAGAAACCGCCACGGCUUCGGCAGGCAUCGUUACUCUCUCCCUCAGCAUACCAACUAACGACGGUGCCGUUGUUGUUACUUCGACUUCGCCUGUUUUUCAGAAUUCUAACAUUGUUCAGCAGCAACCGGCAAUCGUAUCGAAGACUCAGCCAAUAGCUGAAACAACGACUAUUCAGACUUUUGCGGAGCUCUGUAACUCCGUUGUAGGCAAUCAACAGCAGCAUCAAAAGCAGCAGCAACAGCAACAACAGAAACAACACAUUCCGGCACAAGCAAGCCCAGGUAGUACGACGACACUAAUGCCUUUGGCGCCUGCACCUAGUCCUAUGUCUUUGGGCUCAACGACUUCCAGUCUCAGUCCACUUUCAAAUAUCUCGAUAGCGUCACCCCCCGCGUCCGCUGCAACUAUUACUCCGAGACCUCAGUCAAGUCCUAUCACGGCAGCAACGGCUAAUCAGCAAAAGAGCGACGCACCGGGAAAGGAUAAAAACCGCAAGAAGUCCAAAACCAAGAGCCAACCAAAAACGAGAACCAUAAAGUUUCACGAGUACAAAGGACCACCAAACGCUCAAAAAACAUGUGCUUCUUCCUCGGCUUCCAGCUUAACUGCGACGCAACAAAAUGAAACGAGCUAUGAACUUUUGCUGCAACAACAACAGCUUUUCCUUCAAUGGCAGGUGGAGUUUAAAAAUAAGUACCCACAACUGAUCCUACCGGCGGCUCAAAAGCCCAUUGCACUGACGAGCAACAAUGUAGUGAACGACAGUGGCAAUAUUACCAACAUUAACAUCAACGUUCCAAGUCCUACAUCCUCCAAUAUCUCGAAUAACUCGUCCGAACAGCCACCCUUAAGGCCACUCGGUAAAUUGGAGGACAUGAAAGUUAGUGAUUUGAAAGUGGAAUUGAAACGACGUAAUCUACCAGUUUCGGGCUCAAAGCCUCAACUGAUUGAACGGUUGAAACCUUUCACGGAAUCAUCAAGCUGCAACGUGACGUCGAGUUCGAACGGUCAACACGUUACACAAAUGGGACAUAUACUCAUGGAUACGCCAGUUCCAAUGUCAGCUGAUGACACAAACUCUCGUAAGAGUCCAAAUUCACCUAAAGAUGAUUCUAUUACUAGUCCAAGAAUUGAUUCACCUCGUGGAACUGAUCAAGAUGAUUCUGUAAGCCCAACAGGUGAUACUACAUUGAAAGAGCAAUAUCGUAAAAAAAUUGAGGAGCUCGAGCGUGAAAUUUUCAAUAUGCGAUCUCAGCAACAAAUGCAACAGUUUCAUAAUCAACCUGUGCGUGCGGAAAAACUCGUUUUACAACAACAUUUGCAAAAUAAGAUUCAACAGCAACAGUUAAUGCGCCAUUUGCAGCAAUUGCAACAGCUACAGCAACAGCAACAACAAGAAAAUCAACAGCAUGUUCAACGGCAAACUCAACAUCUUGCAUUUCAACAGUUGAAUGCAAAAGCUAGUCUUGCUGCUUUUCUACAGGCUCAGCCAAAUAACUCAGCAAUUCUCGAUUCGGCUACUCUGACGGCUAUCAAUAAUAAAAAAAACCAGAAUAAAAAUAAUGGUACAACAACUGUACAAAUGCCAACUGCAAUUGUUUUGAAUUUAGCUAAGCCAUCGAAAUUCAACGGUUCAAUAUUGGGUGCAUUGGUUGCUCAAGCCCAAAAUCAACAACUUGUUACAGGUACCGAAGACGGUAAACCACCUCCACCACAAUACGACGAAGCUGCUAAAUUAUUAAAGGUAAAAAUUGAACCACUGCAGAAAAGUCCUGUGAAGAGCCAAAUGGUUGAUGAUGUUUUGGAAAUCUUAAUAAAUAGCGGUGAGUUGCCUCCAAGCGCCGCACAGGAUCCUUUGACUCCAAUGACUUCUAAUCGUCAAAUUCCGCAAAAUUUGAUACUAAGUGCAACAGCCGAUAGUCCGAACCAGUCACUCGUUUUUACUACAGCGGAAAGUCCCAUGGAGAUUACACAAAAUGAAAGUGACAGUCCAGCACCUCAGACUCAACCGCCUCCACCACCUCCUUUACCUUUGACCACGUUUAGUGUCCAGUUACCGAGAUCACUGCAGCAACAGCAACAGGAUAAGAUAACUUUUACUACCCAACUUCUUACUUCAGAAGCAGAACUAGAGGCCGCGAUGUUACUUAGUCCACAGUCAGUGCAACAAGAUUCACCAGAUCCACAACCACCACAAGAGGUCACAUCCUCAAACAACAGUAAUUUGGAUCUUAAGGAGCUGGGUUUAGAUCUAGAUACAAUGGAUUUUGGUCAACUGGAUUGUGAUUUCGGUGUAAAAAUGGAAACACCACAGGAAUUCAUGGAUAUAGGUGACAUGCCUAUGGACAUGGAUGAACCCGACUGGCUUGAAUCCCUUAUGCCUCAGUCUCCGCCUUCUUCAGUUACUACAACUACUUGUACAAGCACACCUACUCUCAAUCAACAUUCAACUUCUACAUCCUCGCAUGUAAACAAUGACCUCUAUGAUCCAUUACUCGGCAACAGCCAAGAUCCUUUCGAUCUUUUCAAUAUUGAGGAUCCCGAUUUCAAAAUGUCGUCUGAUCUACCAUUGACGUGGGACAAUGGUCAGGUUGACUUUGCCACUUAGCUAGAACCGAUGAAGUACUCCAUAUAUUGGAGAUCUACCUUGUGUACUUAAAUUAUCGACCACUAUUUAUACAUAUUUAGAAGAUAUAUGUAUAUAAAUAAUGUAUACAGUUAUAAACACACGUACGCACGCGGGCGCACAUACGAUUCUUCCCUCCACACCUUUAUUGUAUAUUUUAAAAUAUUGAAUAAUGACUUUUUUACAUAACACGUAUUGUAUAAUUGAAGAACUCAACUAUACACAAAUGCUAUAUGAGCUUUUUGUGAGUAUCACAAUUCCUGUUAUAUAUGUCUUUAUAUCUAAUGAAAUAACAAGUAUAUGGAUUUAAUUAGUG
Ceratosolen solmsi marchali is the source of this 4189-nucleotide messenger RNA. RefSeq names its product Myocardin-related transcription factor. Lineage: Eukaryota; Metazoa; Arthropoda; Insecta; Hymenoptera; Agaonidae. The transcript is spliced from 14 exons. Gene Ontology annotation, cellular component: nucleus. Gene Ontology annotation, biological process: positive regulation of transcription by RNA polymerase II. The annotation marks the transcript as partial. The record is from RefSeq and is a predicted model, not a curated record. Gene Ontology annotation, molecular function: transcription coactivator activity.